Messenger RNA from Trichomycterus rosablanca, 765 nucleotides. It is a transcript of the gene npm2b, whose product is annotated as nucleophosmin/nucleoplasmin, 2b. Gene Ontology annotation, cellular component: cytoplasm; nucleoplasm; nucleolus. Gene Ontology annotation, molecular function: histone binding; RNA binding; chromatin binding. Bases 1 to 558 code for a protein of 185 amino acids. NCBI's taxonomy places the organism in Eukaryota, Metazoa, Chordata, Actinopteri, Siluriformes, Trichomycteridae. The transcript is spliced from 8 exons. Gene Ontology annotation, biological process: chromatin remodeling; positive regulation of DNA replication. The record is from RefSeq and is a predicted model, not a curated record.
AUGAGCAAGACAGAAAAGCCUUUGUCAACUCUCUGGGGUUGUGAAUUAAAUGAAUCAAACAAGGAAGAGUCUUUUAAGACUGAUGAUACAAAUCAUCAGCACCAACUUGCAUUAAGAACUAUGUGCUUGGGCCACACUGCAAAAGAUGAAUUUAACAUUGUUGAGUUGGUCACUGGUGAGGGUGAUGCCAAAGCUGUGCCAAUUGCGACUCUACAUGCUAAGUCUAUGCCAACAGUUAACUUGUCUGGUUUAGAUUUGCACCCUCCAGUAACAUUCCGACUGAAACAUGGCUCUGGCCCGGUGUUUAUUGGUGCAGAACAUGUGGCCUUGGAGGACUAUUCUGAUGAGGAGAUGGAUGAUGAAGAGAUGGAUGAGGAGGUAGAGGAAGAAGAGGAAGAUAUUGAAGAGUCACCUGUGAAGAAACCAGCAAAAAAUGGUGCAGGCAAAAGAAAGAAGCCAGAGAAGGGAGAUGAUGAGGGUGAAGCAUCCGAAGGUGAAAAUAACCCCCCAAAGAAGGGUAAAGGAAGGGGGAGAAAGCCACUGGCUGCAAAGGUUUGACCCAGCAAUAACUAAUUUAUGAUUGAUAAAUGAACCACAACCUGAUGAAGGAAAAUGGAGUCGAUGAAGAAUAAAGAACCACAAUUCUGCUGUAGUUGUAAAAAGGCCUUUUAGAGGGUCUAGAUGUUGUGGCGCUUGUCUUGCAUUGCAGCCUUAUCCAGGCAUUUAACAAUAAAAUUGCAAAACAAGCACUUCUAUUUAUCAGAC